AUGCAAGCCAACAUCCAACAACUUCAAGCACACAACAAGAUAAUUGAGAAUCAAUUGGCUCAAAUUGCGCAACAAGUUGGAAGUUCAUCCUCCAAUCCUAGUGGUCACUUCCCAAGCUCAACAGUUGUGAACCCAAAGGAGAAAGCUAAGGCCAUUACUUUGAGAUCGGGGAGAGGUUAUGAAGGGUCGGUUAUGAGUGAAGAGGAGCCACAAAAGAGAGAUGAGGGAGUUGUGGUGAGAAAUGAGAGUGAGUUUGAAAAUGAGAUAGUUGAUGUUGAGAGAAAGGAGCCACAAAAGAAAAAUGAGGGAGAUGUGGAAAAGGUAGAAAAGCCCCCCAUGAAAGUAUACAAGACUCCCAUUCCAUUCCCUCAUAGGAUUGUUGAAAAGAAAUUGAAUGAAAAGUUUUCAAAUUUUCUUGAAGUCAUGAGAGGACUUCAAGUGAAUAUCCCCUUUGUUCAUGCUAUGUCACAAAUGCCUACAUAUUCAAAAAUUUUGAAGGAUCUUCUAUCCAACAAGAGUAGGCUUAAAGAGAGUGCAACCAUCUCCCUUCAUAAGGAGUGUGAGAUUGAUCCCUAUUCUAUAGCAAAGAGUUUAAGAGUUGGAGACUUGAAGCCAACAAGAAUGUCCUUACAAUUAGAAGACCGCACGGUUAGGCUACCUUUCGGAAUUCUUGAAGAUGUGCCGGUUCAAGUUGGAAGAGUAUUUGUGCCAUGUGAUUUUGUGGUAAUGGAAAUGGAAGAAGAUACUAUGGUGCCCCUAACCUUGGGAAGACCGUUUUUGAACACCGCGGGUGUUGUUAUUGAUAUGAAGGAAGGAAUAUUGACCUUGAAUGUAGGAGAUGAGAAAAUUUCAUUUUCAUUUCCAUAA
Chenopodium quinoa (quinoa) is the source of this 867-nucleotide messenger RNA. RefSeq lists its product as uncharacterized. Bases 1 to 867 code for a protein of 288 amino acids. The transcript is spliced from 2 exons. NCBI's taxonomy places the organism in Eukaryota, Viridiplantae, Streptophyta, Magnoliopsida, Caryophyllales, Amaranthaceae. The record is from RefSeq and is a predicted model, not a curated record.